This is a messenger RNA of Neltuma alba, 1425 nucleotides long. Its product is annotated as serine decarboxylase-like. Gene Ontology annotation, biological process: carboxylic acid metabolic process. Gene Ontology annotation, molecular function: pyridoxal phosphate binding; carboxy-lyase activity. The transcript has 5 exons. The record is from RefSeq and is a predicted model, not a curated record. Lineage: Eukaryota; Viridiplantae; Streptophyta; Magnoliopsida; Fabales; Fabaceae. The coding region runs from base 33 to 1193 and encodes 386 amino acids.
UCUCCAAAACAGAGAACCCAGAAAAUCAAAAUAUGAGCCUCCCCAUCACGGAGCUCUCGGGGCACUCAGAGGAACACUUGCUUCAAAUGAUCGCCAGCUUUGCUCAGUCUCUGUCGCACAGCAAAAUGCGCUGUCUGGGUUAUCCCACAAACCUUGAGUUUGACUAUGAAGUAUUGGCGCCUUUGCUGCAUUUUCACAUCAACAAUGCUGGCGAUCCAUUUGUGGGAAACUGCUUCGCUCUCAAUUCAGCAGCUUUUGAAGUUUGUGUUCUUGAAUGGUUCGCUGGCUUGUGGGGGAUUGACAAGAACCAGUACUGGGGAUACGUGACCACCGGGGGAACUGAAGGCAAUCUUCAUGGGAUUUUAGUAGGGAGGGAACAAUUGCCGGGUGGGAUUCUAUAUACGUCAGAAGAAUCACAUUAUUCGCUGUUUAAAAUAGCAAGAAUGUACAGAAUGCAAUGUGUGAAGGUGGCCACACUGAGAUCUGGUGAGAUUGAUUGUUCUGAUCUCAAGGCUUCACUGCUUGCUCACAGGGACAGGCCUGCCAUCAUCAACCUCAAUAUAGGAACAACUAUGAAGGGGGCUAUUGAUGAUGUGGAUCUCCUGGUACAAACACUCGAAGAAUGUGGUUUUACUCGUGAUCGCUUCUAUAUCCAUUGUGAUGCAGCUCUAUUUGGACUCAUGCUUCCCUUCAUUAAACAAGCACCGAAGCUUAGUUUCAAGAAACCCAUUGGAAGCAUAUCUACUUCGGGGCACAAGUUUAUAGGAUGUCCCGUUCCUUGUGGGGUUAUAAUUACUCGUUUGGAAUACAUUGAUGCCAUGUCUAGCGAUAUUGAGAUCAUAGCUUCAAGGGACGCCACAAUCACAGGGAGCAGGAGCGGCCACGCUCCGAUCUUCCUCUGGUAUGCUCUGAAGAAGAAAGGCUUAUUAGGCCUCAAGAAGGAAGUGGAGCAGUGUAUGAGAAAUGCAGAUUACCUGCGAGACAAGCUACGGGAGGCAGGAAUCAGUGCGAUGAAGAACGAGUUUAGCAACAUCGUAGUGUUUGAGAAGCCUGAAGAUGAUGAAUUCGCUCGCAGGUGGAGUCUGGCUUGCAACGGAACAGUGGCGCAUGUGGUGGUGAUGCAGCACGUGACUGUUGAAAUGUUGGACUCCUUUGUCUCUGAGUUCCUUCAAAUCCCAUCCUUUAAGCACUAAAAUGGACACAAGAAUCAGCUAUCUUUAUGCGUUGCAGAUGAAGUUGGCGGCGGCGGCGGUGGCGGCAGUCCUACUUGUAAACUGCACUUUGAAAGCGGUGACUGUAAGAUGAGAAAACUAUUACCUUUGGGCAAUAGUUUUCCUUAGUAUGUUAAUCGACAGCAGUUUUCAACCGUUGUUGAUGCCUUUUUCCUUGCCGGAACUAUAGUUUUUAGAUGUGUUUAAAAGCAAA